Molecule: messenger RNA, 1496 nt
Organism: Hyposmocoma kahamanoa
Lineage: Eukaryota; Metazoa; Arthropoda; Insecta; Lepidoptera; Cosmopterigidae
Product: major facilitator superfamily domain-containing protein 9-like
Exons: 5
Coding region: 208-1446 (412 amino acids)
Biological process (GO): transmembrane transport
Molecular function (GO): transmembrane transporter activity
Source: RefSeq, a predicted model, not a curated record
AAUUCAACCUUUUUAGCGCUCCUCUAAAUAUGUCCGUGAGUGUACAUUCAUAUGUCGAAUGUAUUUGGAUUCAGCUACGAAAUCAUCAUUUACGAUUGUAGUGUCGUGUCACCGGUAGCACACAUGUAUUAAUAAUUGUGUCAGUAAUUGAGGUUAGUACACGUGUUAAUGACACGUGUGUUGAAAUUAUAGUUUUAUUACAACGAAAUGGAUUCACCAACGACUAUUUUAGAGGCUAUUGUGUUUUUGGACUUGUUCGCAGCAGGUCUGAUUGUACCCCAGCUGCCGCCGCAGGCAAGGGCCCUGGGCUGCAAUUAUGUGCUGGUGGGGUUCAUGACAGCGGUCUAUGCAGCUUUCCAAUUUGCUUCAGGACCUUUGACUGGUAGUCUAAGCGAUCUCAAAGGCCGGAAACCUACGUUGCUGCUCACUCUAGCGCUCAGUGGUGCAGCUUACGUACUCUUAGGACUGACAUCGUCUAUUGCUUUGUUCCUAGGAUUGAGAGCCUUGUUGGGUAUUUUCAAGCAUACUCAACAACUGGUCAAGUCUCUUGCUCCGGGAUAUAUUAAAGAUGAAAAUGAGCUAUCACCUUUAUACAAGAAGCUUGGUACAUGGAAGCAAGCUGGCAUGACACUAGGACCCAUAGUUGGGGGUCACAUUAUGGAGAUGAAUCCUGAAAAUGGAUUCACUGUCCUUGCUGUUCUCGUUGGGACCAUUUUUGCUAUUAAUUCAGGACUAGCAAGAAAAUUACCAACCAACGAAACAAAAGAAAACAAAAAUGAAGAUACAUCGAUUCAAGAAUUAGCACCAAAGCUCGUAAAUUCUGUAACCAACCACUUCACCGAAUCUCUAGAACAAUUCAAGAAGAUGAACUGGGAAACCUAUGGAGAUGUCUUUGCUUUAAAACUUUUAUUAUCUUUAGCAACUGCAGUAUACUUUUCUAACUUUACCUUAUAUUUGAAGUCCAACUACGAUGCAUCCCCGGUAGCUAUAGGCUAUGUUACCUCACUGUUAACAGCUACAGGUGCCAUCUGUGUCUAUUGCAUAGAAUACAUCAAUGGUCAGUACGCUGAAGACAACGAUUUCUCUGAAAGGGCCAAGCACAUCUUUUCACUAUUAACAGUAGCUUUAAUAGGUAUGGCUAUAGCCCAAAAUAUAUCACUAUACGUCGUUUUUGUACUACCGCUAGCUGCAAGCAUUGCUGUGGGUAGAUUGGUUACUUUAGAAAUGGUGCUAAGUAAGACGAAUGAGAAUCAAAAAGCUACAGCGCUAAAUGUUGCUGAGAAUUUGAGAUCACUAUCAGGUGUUAUAGCACCGUUAUUUGUUGGUGUUGUUAGUGAAUUAUUUGGUGUUACACUCGGUAUCUAUAUUGCAAUAUCGUUAGCCGGUUUUGGUGUAUAUCGAAUUUAUAAAAUCAAAGAGGGAGGUAAAACUGCUAAGAAGAAAUGAAUUUGUCAACUGAAUUUUAAACGUUUGUGUUGUGUUUUUUUAUUGAAGUG